Molecule: messenger RNA, 7357 nt
Organism: Suricata suricatta (meerkat)
Lineage: Eukaryota; Metazoa; Chordata; Mammalia; Carnivora; Herpestidae
Gene: ILDR2
Product: immunoglobulin like domain containing receptor 2
Exons: 11
Coding region: 15-1601 (528 amino acids)
Biological process (GO): pancreas development
Cellular component (GO): membrane
Source: RefSeq, a predicted model, not a curated record
GGGAAGUUGAGAACAUGGACGGGGUCGUGCUGGCGUGGAUCGCUCUCUUCUGGCUAACAGCUGUGGCUGAUGGCCUUCAAGUCACCGUGCCUGACAAGAAGAAGGUGGCCAUGCUCUUCCAGCCCACUGUGCUUCGCUGCCACUUCUCCACAUCUUCCCAUCAGCCUGCUGUCGUGCAGUGGAAGUUCAAGUCCUACUGCCAGGAUCGAAUGGGGGAAUCCCUGGGCAUGUCCUCUCCCCGGGCCCAGUCUCUCAGCAAAAGAAACCUGGAAUGGGACCCCUACUUGGAUUGUUUAGACAGCAGGAGGACUGUUCGAGUGGUAGCUUCAAAACAGGGCUCGACUGUCACCCUGGGAGACUUCUACAGGGGUAGAGAGAUCACGAUUGUGCAUGAUGCAGAUCUUCAAAUUGGAAAACUCAUGUGGGGUGACAGCGGACUCUAUUACUGUAUUAUCACGACCCCUGAUGACCUGGAGGGCAAAAACGAGGACUCGGUGGAACUGCUGGUGUUGGGCAGGACAGGGCUGCUUGCUGAUCUCUUGCCCAGUUUUGCUGUGGAGAUUAUGCCAGAGUGGGUGUUCGUUGGCCUGGUGAUCCUGGGAGUCUUCCUCUUCUUCGUCCUGGUGGGGAUCUGCUGGUGCCAGUGCUGCCCUCACAGCUGCUGUUGCUACAUCCGCUGCCCAUGUUGUCCAGAUUCCUGCUGCUGCCCUCAGGCCUUGUAUGAAGCAGGGAAAGCCGCAAAGGCCGGGUACCCUCCCUCUGUCUCCGGUGUCCCCGGCCCUUACUCCAUCCCCUCUGUCCCCUUGGGAGGAGCCCCCUCAUCCGGCAUGCUGAUGGACAAGCCGCAUCCACCUCCCCUGGCACCAAGUGACCCCACUGGAGGAAGCCACAGUGUUCGCAAAGGCUACCGGAUCCAGGCUGACAAAGAGAGAGACUCUAUGAAGGUCCUGUACUACGUCGAGAAGGAGCUGGCUCAGUUUGAUCCAGCCAGAAGGAUGAGAGGCAGAUAUAACAACACCAUCUCCGAACUCAGCUCCCUGCAUGACGAGGACAGCAAUUUCCGCCAGGCGUACCACCAGAUGAGAAGCAAGCAGUUCCCUGUGUCGGGGGAUUUGGAGAGCAGUCCUGACUACUGGUCAGGUGUCAUGGGAGGCAGCAGCGGGGCCAGCCGGGGGCCCUCGGCCAUGGAGUAUAACAAAGAGGAUCGGGAGAGCUUCAGGCACAGCCAGCAGCGCUCCAAGUCGGAGAUGCUGUCCCGGAAGAACUUCGCCGCCGGGGUGCCGGCCGUCUCGAUGGACGAGCUGGCCGCCUUCGCCGACUCGUACGGCGCGCGCUCCCGCAGGGCCGACGGCGACAGCCACGAGGCGCGGGGCGGGGGCCGCUUCGAGCCCUACAAGGCGGCCUCGCCGCAGGGCGACGAGGACGACUCGGCCGACGACGACGACGACGCGCUGCCGCCCUACAGCGAGCUCGAGCUGAGCCGGGGCCCGUCCUACCGCGGCCGCGAUCUGCCCUACCACAGCAGCUCGGAGAAGAGGCGCAAGAAGGAGCCCACCAAGAAAACCAGUGACUUUCCGACCAGGAUGUCCCUUGUGGUCUGAUGUUUGUGUUCAAGGCGUCUCUGUGGGUGACUAGAAAUCAGAAGCGGACUCUGGGGACAAGACACAAAUCCAAGAGCCAGCGGGCCCGGGACCUUCUCUGGCCACCACCUUGGAAGAUUUGACCUUUGCUUUGGCAAGGGAUGGGGGGCAGCCUUUAAGGGGGACUGAUUCCAAACUUCAGUGUUCAUCUAGCUAGUGCGAGAAACAAGAAGACUAUGUGUGAGAACAUUCCCACACGUGGAGUUUUUCAUCCACUGAGUUCAUCCUGCCUAAUGUUCUUUUUUAGCCAAACCAGGAUUCUUUUUCCAAUUCUUAAAGGGACUUAGCUCUGGACUGCUAAUCCCUGGAACAUACCUCUGCCUCUGGUAUGCUCUUCUAUACUUCCUGUGCUGUUCUUGGAGACAGAAGAACUUAUACCACCAGGAAAAGAAGGCCCGUACUGACAACGGAAGAUAGAUUUAGGCAACAUAUACCUUUUAUCCCCCUCUCCUCCCAGCCACUAGUCAAUGACUAUUGUUAUGCUAAAAUCAGUGACAGUGACCUGCUGGACAAUCACAGAAAUGACUUCAGUUUGCAGUUCUGAAAUGAUGGUUCUUGAGUGGCUGGAACAAAACAAAAGAGUGUGUGUUUUUGAUAAGCUGUGUAAAUGGAAUUUCUUUUUCCAUUCUGAGAACAAAUUGGGUUUUUUUUCCCCUUCUGCUGAACACAGUGACAUCUGAGUGUUGGACAUUAAGGGCUCUCCUCACACUCCUUCCCCUGGACUCUUCACAUGUUGGUGCCACCCACAGAGCGCCACUUCCUUCUGCACUCUGAUUAAAUUGUCAUCAGGUGCCUUUUGAUAAAUGCUUAAAAUAUCCACAUGAAAGAAGAGGAAGGAAAAAAAUAGAGAAAGUAAAUGGAGAAGAAUGAAAAAGAUUUAAGAGGAAGAGAAUAUACGAUCUCAUUGAUAUUUUAAACAUGGGCCAUUUUCCCCACAGACUCCACGUGAUCUUCUGUUUUGUACUUCAUUUGCCAAGAGUUGCUUCUGGCACCCCAGCUCUGCUCUUCCAGGACACCAGAGAUGUGUGGAGUGUGCCUCAUCAGAUUGCUGCUCUAGAUGCUUUGGGAAACAAGUGAUCUUGCUCUCUCAGGAAGGAGAACUUCCUAUUCCCAUCCUUGCCUACAUGAUAGAUUUUGCCUAAAUCUCAAAGCUAGAUAUCUCUGGAUAUUGUAAUUUGUGUAGACUGUAAAAAAAUGGCCCCAAAUCCUUCCCUUCUCAUCAAGAGAUGCAGUCUAUAUCUCUUCCCCCCUUGCAUCUGCGAUUGGCCAUUGUGAUUUGAUUGGGCUAGUGGCCCAAAACAAAUGUAACACAAGCAGAGACUCGAAAAAUGUUUGUGCAUGGGGUCUGUUCUCUCCUGCUGCUCUUGGGAACCCUGCAGUUGCCACUCGGUGAACAAGCUUGGGCUAUCCUGCGCAUGAGGAGAAAGAAAGGCCCAGUCCCCCUACCACCGUGACAGCCCAUCAAGUCUCCGCUGACUGCUAACACACGUGUGAGCCAGCCAAGACCAACGGAAGAACUGCCUAGCUGAGCCCAGCCCAAGUCCCUGAUUCCUACUCAAGGCAUGAGAAGUUGGUGCACCCUUUAAAUGUACAUUUCUCGUCAAGGAAAAACUAUUUCUUCUUGUCUAGAUGUUCUUAAUCUCUGACUCCAUCUAACCCAGAUGUCUCACAACCUCCACUUUCUUUGGCAAACGUUUAUCAAAGCUGUUCCUCCCACACCGUUGUGGUAUGGCUCACAUCACUGGAGGACAAUGAUGCUUGGCCUCCCAGCAGUAGUAAAUGUUCUAUCUUUGAAUCCCGGGCAACCUACGAAGGUUUCUGCUUCAGCAUCUCCUUGGUCUUCUCCAGAGCCACCUGAGUGGAGCUGGGCCCUAUUCUCAGAGUACCAUUCCACUGGUAUCCAUUUACUUCAGGACAUUUUCAAAACAGUCCUGCUUGUGCAGUGAAAUAAAGAAGUGGCUGGUGGUGAGGGCCAGAAGAUAAGUUAAUGUCACUUCUUGGAGGCGAACUGGCCCUACCAAGGGACUUCGUAGUGUCUUUGGCCUGAGAGGAACCAGGGACAGUUCGGCCCAGUGCUGGCACUUCCAAGGGUGGGGAGACACAAGCCAUAACCCUGGUGCUGAGUUUUAGACUUGCUGGUGUCCCUGGCCUCUAAGAGCCUAGGUCUGGUCUGUUUGUUUUGGCCCCAGUUCAGAUGGAAAAGAUGAUUAAACAUUGUCAUUUCUUAGUCACCAGCUUUGGAUUUCAACUUGCUCAGGCAAUUCUAGAGAAUAUUGGGUAGCUGUAGUAGCUGUUAUCUCUUCAUACUGAGCACUGUGUCAGGCUUCUCUCCACCAAAGAGCCCCAUAGCACCAGCUGCAGAGACCAAACACAUUGCUUUUGUUAGCCAAGGGCAUGUAUGAUUUUGGUGAAGGUUAGGGGAGUCGUGGAAAAGAAUUGCUAAAACUGGAAACCUGAAAUUCCAAAGACAACAAAACUACAGACAGACAAUAAAUUAAAAAACACAAAAAUAACAGGCUGGGGAGAUAACCUAGGGAGAUAGGACCAGGUUGUCCCCUGGAGGGGGGCAUAAAUCACUGGAACUUCCAGGCCUUCGGCCAAGAGAGAACACUUGUUUCCCAGUAUGCGGACGUAGACAGGGUUGACUGCACAAGUAAAGGUAAAGCUGGCCGUCCUCGGCACCCCGGCUUUUCUCAGUGGGUCCUUUUGUUUCUUCCCUGAAUAGUGUUUCCCACAUAGGACAGACUUCUACAUAUUAGCAUCCUUCCUAGGUUUCGUUGGGGUACAAAGUAAAUCUUGUGUAAGACAUGAUCUCUGUCCAUUGGGACCCUGCAGUUGGAUAGGGGGAAUAAGACAUGCCCAAGAGAGAAUUAGAUUUUAUGCAUAUAAUGUGAAAUAUUGCUAUGGAGAAAUUAUAACAAACCCAGAGAAUUAAAGUUUUUAAAUUUAAAUGGGUAUAUUUUGAUAUUUAAAUGUUGUGUGUCUUUGUCCGUCCAUUGUAUUUAAAGAUCUGCUCAGUGUUCUAAAAAGCCAGUAUUUAAAAAAUCUGACUGCAAGAGGUGAAUUAGGAUGGGGAGCAGUAUGAGGCUGAGGGCCCAGUGGGGCGGCGGAGGAGCUGCUGUGUUUGCCUGUGAGUCACAGCUGAGUCAGAGCUGUGUUGGAUAAGGGGGCGUCCAUGCGGGUGGCAGGAGGCAUCCCCUAGCACUGCUUCUUUAGGCCCUGCAUAGACUCACUAGGAAGCCGGGGGCAUUUGCCGUGGACCUGGUGGCACGUGUCAGCUGUCCCACCCCCGCGUGCUUACUUGCUCUGCAUCUGCUGCUCUGGGGGCUCAGUUCCGCAGCUGUGAGUGUUGCUGGCCACUCUCACCCACACGGAGCCAGUCUGGCAGCGAUAAUGGGCCUCUCGUCUUCCUACCUGUGAUCCUCACUCUGCAUCUGGCGCAGGACUGUGCAGACAAGGGGUGGGAAGAGGCUGCCGCUGUAGGCUGAGGCCCUCCAUGCUGAAAACAGCCACAUUUGUAAAUAUUUCUAGAUGGUCUUAAAGACUUCACCUAGGUAAUCUGAUGAGACUUGAGGCAGCCUUUGAGAGAGGCUGAAGUCAGGGACACUGUUGAAAUGCAGCCCGCCUUUUCUCUAUAGAAGGAGAAAUAAACCAUCAUUGCCAUUAGUGAAAUCACAAAUCGAAUUCAGCCUGUAGACUCCAAGCCUAAAGAUCUUUGCUGCUGGAUCAGGGUUUCCCCAAAUUGUGUCACCAUACACAUUGCUUGAUUGCUGCAUGUAUUGUCGGGCCGUGUCUUGGACCUUUAUUGGGUGGGUCUGCAGCGAGGAUUUGCCCCUUUAAUGUACAUUUCAGCAUAGUCCUGGGACCAGACCCAUUUGGGACAUGCUGCACUAGAUCCUACCUAAGGUGUAUCCCAAACAGUCCCAAGGCCUCCUUUGGCUUUGAAAUCUUUCUUCAGACAUCUUGGUGAGGUCCCUUUUACUCCCUCGGGGCUGAGAGUGGUGAAGCGCCCAGCAGUCUGGAUAUCACAGUGGUGACUGGCCCGCCAGGGCCCGGAGGUAGGAGACUGAGGCAGAGAAAGGAAAGCUAGGAGCACUCCCAAGAACCUGUUCUAAAUGUUUCUAAUUCUGGAAUAGUGAUCUAUUGUGACACUCUCAGAUCUGACAACAAGAAUUACAGGUAAUUUUCUCAUUCUCUUGAUGUCAUUCUGAGCAAAACUUAGAUCAUGAAUAGAAAGAAAAGAGACCAUUGGGGAAAUGGCAGAUCAUUUUUUGACGCAUUCAAAUUACCAGCCCGGCAGGUCAACACCCACUGCCAUCUAAAGGCCCUAAGUGGGGUGGACAAAGAUACUAAAAUCUGCAAUAUAUGUCUCUCCAACAUCAGAUUUAGAUGAUGCCAGAUUUGUGCAAGAGUGGAAAAUUGAUUUAUAGGAUGUAGAGAUCCAAAUUCACCAAAAUAGGACCUCAGGUACUUCAAGUCCUAGAGGAAAAAAGUGCCUGGUUUUUUUGGGUUUUUUUCCUGCCAGGAGCCUACCUCCUAGUCACCUGGGAAGCUGAUCCACGGAGCUUGAAGUGAGGCGCUUUUACCACCAGAGUGGAGCAGAGGUGAUGCUGAGCCACUUUAACCAGCAGCCUGAGUUUUGGCUUGUCUGAGGGUGAUACUGAUAGUAUUUGUGUUAGUUUGUGGUGUAUUACUGUUUACAGAGCACUUUCACAUCCAUCGUAUCCUCCGAUCCUCACGAUUCCCUCCUGCGGUACAGGAGGGUGGAUGUCGUGACCUCAUCAAACAGAAUGUAAAGCUGAGACAGGAAAGCUAAGUGAUUUGCCUAGAGUCAAAAGGCAUUUACAGUUAUAGAGCCAGGCCCUCUGUCUAGGAUUCUUCCCGGGCAAUUCCUGCAACACCUGCAGGACGGGGACCUGCUGACUUGCACCAGGCAGCAGAGUCCUGGACCCUGGACCCUGGGUGCGCCCACACGCCACUGGGGGUGGGGGGCAAGGCUGUGAAGCUGGGCGCUGGGGCUCCCUCACGCUGCCCCUUGCCCCUCCUCAAUUGUGGCUCUGCGUGGGGCCAGCCUCCCUCCAGGACACUGUCUUUCUCAUCAGCCCUGCUGGUGGGGGGUUGGUGGGGGGGAGGAAAGGCCUUGACAAAAACGUGCUUCAGAUUUUAGACCCCUUCCUGAAGACGGAUUUCUGAGUCAAACCACAAAUUCGUCUAGACUCAAUUCCAGGGUUGAGGGGCAGCCUGCUUAGGAGUGAGGUAUCUGGCACAGUCCCUGUAUCUGGGGAUUUUAGGUAGAACUUAAGAGGGACUAGAUGUAGGAGAGGAUGCAGCGGUUUAGUUAAAAGUGUUAGAGUUUCUUGCUGGGGCUGGACGCACCCUGAUGUGGUCUGGCCCAUCUCUCCUGGGAAAGCAAAAAGAGACACGAAUAACUUCGCUCUUACCUUGGCUUUAAGGAAAAAGCCGCUUUAUUAACAAAGGCAUCAGGCAUUACCCUGUGAGAAUUUUCCUUGUGGGACCACACAAGAGGAACAGAAGGAGCAACAGGACAAAAGGGUCAGAAAUCAGUUUCAUGGGAGUCAUGUGCCCAGUUCUUUUGUGCCUUGUCUGUGGCAUCAAAACUAAAAUGUAUCCCUGUUGCCCAUGACUCUUUUCAGUGUCAAACAUAUAAAGUGAAUGUAGUUGUAAUGUUUUAAUCUGAAUAAAGUAUUUCACCUACA